Molecule: messenger RNA, 3838 nt
Organism: Notolabrus celidotus (New Zealand spotty)
Lineage: Eukaryota; Metazoa; Chordata; Actinopteri; Labriformes; Labridae
Product: G-protein coupled receptor 26-like
Exons: 3
Coding region: 373-1428 (351 amino acids)
Biological process (GO): adenylate cyclase-activating G protein-coupled receptor signaling pathway
Cellular component (GO): membrane
Molecular function (GO): G protein-coupled receptor activity
Source: RefSeq, a predicted model, not a curated record
AAGUACUUUUAUGUCCUUUUCAAAGCUGCCAGGAUGUCAGUGCGCAAUUGCGCAGCCAGGAAACCCUGCGGAGAGAAACGGGGUGCUUGAAAACUACCGCAGCGCGUCACCAGAAGAAACCCCCUGUUGUGAUCACAUUCCCAUGAAACGGAAUCCCAAAUUUUACGCAUGCUUAUCAGGUGAGGAUCCUCUCUAUGAAACCCCUGCCAGCUAAUCGUAGCCGUUGGAGGAAAGCUUGUUGAAGAUGUUUGAUUCUCGGAGAAUGUGAGCAUUGCAGUGGAUGAAAAUGUAGUGGCUGCAACUCACGAUGACAGUUUGCAUCAGGACUGCAGAUGCACUCAUCAAAAGUCUGGAUUGUUAAGUGGAAGCACCAUGGACGCAGCGGACGUGGCCGCUUCCGUGUUGGUUUUGGGGAUUAUUAUCGUGUCACUGCUGUCCAAUGUUAUGGUGCUGAUCUGCUUUCUGUACAACCCGGAGAUCCGCAAACAGGUACCCGGUCUGUUUAUCCUCAACUUGACGUUUUGCAACCUGUUGCUAAGUGUGUCUAACAUGCCUUUAACUCUGGUUGGGCUCAUCACCACGGGACACCCCGGAGGCAGCAGCUUCUGUCAGAUUGUGGGUUUCCUCGACACUUUUCUCACCACAAACUCCAUGCUCAGCAUGGCAGCUCUCAGCAUCGAUAGGUGGGUGGCGGUGGUGUUCCCGCUGAGCUACCACUCCAGGAUCCGUCACCGGGAUGCAGUGAUCGCGCUCGGCUACACGUGGAUACACUCACUUUGUUUCUCCACCGUGGCCACCUGCCGCUCCUGGGUUGGGUACCACCACCUUUACGCAUCGUGUACCCUCUGCAACGUGAGGGCGAAGGGAGCCGGAAUGCAGUUUAUCCUCUUCACGGUGGCUCUACACUCUCUCACGUUCCUACUCACGCUCGUUGUGUUGUGUGUAACGUACCUGAAAGUGCUGAAAGUUGCGAGGUUUCACUGUAAACGCAUCGACGUGAUCACCAUGCAGACGUUGGUGCUGCUUGUGGAUAUCCAACCUAGCGUGCGCCAGAAAUGUUUGGAUGAGCAGAAGCGGAGGAGGCUGAGAGCCACCAAGAAGAUCAGCACAUUCAUCGGCACAUUUGUGGUGUGCUUCAGCCCCUAUGUCAUCACAAGACUCGUCGAGCUCUUUGCCCCAGAGCCUAUAAGCCCUCACUGGGGCGUGUUGUCCAAAUGUUUGGCCUACAGCAAGGCAGCAAGCGACCCGUUUGUCUACUCGCUGCUCCGUCACCAGUACAGGAAGACGUGCAGCCUGCUGGCUAACAAAGUCCUCAAGAGGAGUCAGCUCAACUCAUCCUCCCUCAGGAUGGAGAGCAACACAGGGAGGAGCAACAACAACGCCAACACAACCAACAACAUCCAACCAACCACCAACAAGCCUGUAUAGGACAGUGAAGGUCAACACUCCCAGAGACAUUUUGUGUACUUUCUGAGCUGAAGGUUCAUAUUUUUUAUCUGACACUCAUGAGAAUCUGGGUAUGACGGUACGUUGGCCUCUGUUUGAUGAUGAAACAUCCAAGUUAGCAGGCUUGGGACUUAAUUGCUUGUGAGAGGACAGGGCUGUAUUUUUCUUACUGUCAAAAAUUCCAUGAAAAAACAAAACCAAACUCCAAAUACUGCCCCUUCCUGUCAGUGGCAAGAUUAUUUGUUUCCACUGUGGGGAUAUAAGUCUUAAAAAUAGGUCACAAAUACAACAUAUAACAAAGUUCACUUGAAAAAUGCAAAAUAAUUUCCUCUAACAGGUAUUGCAGUUUUUUAAAUGUCCCUUGCAGGGAAGUAAAAGUGAAUUUGUAGGGGACAACUUACAGAUUUGGUACAUCAGGGAUCAUGGGAUUAACUCUGAAAAAGGUCUGUGUUCACAGUGAUGAAGAAACAUGUCGCCCAGUCCAACACUGUGGCCCCUAGAUGUAUUUUAAUCUGUUUCAAUAGCAAUGGAGGUCUGUAGCAGGGAGGAAUAAGCUGUAGUGAAAUAAUUAUUUCCAGAGGGAUAGAUCACAUGCCAAAUCUUCAAGAGUAAUUGAGUGACCACUUUUGUAGGUUAUAUGUGUAGUUUGGAGUGUAUUAAGUAUUUUUCUGCAGGGUUAAACGCUCUAAUGAGAGUUUUGUAGCAUCUUAGUAAAUUUGUGUCAAAAAGCUUGUGUCUCAUAGAUAUCAACAUCAACAGUUAUAGGGGUGGGGAUCAAAACAUGGUUCCAUUUUAAAACCCCAAAACCAAUAACAUUUAAGCUUAUCAAUUGUGCUAUUGAGUCUGAGUUGUUUUUUUUUUACAUUUAACCCCUUAGUGGCCAUAUUUAAUAUGCUGGGAGUAAAGUCAAAUAUUAAUUGACAUAUUAUAAAGAGUUAUAGAAAUCUAUCUGGUUUGGCAAUGGAUUAGUAAUCAAAUAUAAGACUUUCAGCUGUCAGUCCUGUCAAAUUUAAAAGUCAGUUUUGAUUUUUUGUAAAUAUAUCAAAUGUCACCAUAACACACAAAGUUAACAUAGAUUUAGAGCAGGGAUGUUCUAAAGUGACUAUUUUCCAAGUGGUUUAAUAAGACAUUUAAAGUCUAACUAACCAAUUUACAAUUUACUUACCACAGCUAAAGACAGGUUUACAGAGUCUGUGGUUCAUUGGUGUCAAAUGUGUUUGCCAAGUGUGGCCAACGUCAGCAGAGCUAGAACCACCAGCCUUCCAUCCUCCUUGCAGGUUCAUGUCCACAAACCUGUGCUUAUUACACAUUGCUCCUGUCGAGUAGUUAAACUCCUGUUUAACCAGACACAGCAUAGAUACAACUUUAUCUUUAUUUUCUUAAUCAUAAUACUGCCAAACUGUACCGCAUCAUGAGAUGCCAACUGUCAUCUGUGCCUCUUUACAUCCUGGUAGUAUAGCAUUUUAGCUAUAGCCCUGGCUGGUGGUGAGUGGCUGCAUUACAGACUGUUUUUUUGGGCCUUCAGUAAUAUUCAAAGUUUGUUACAUUUUGGUGCAAACUACCAAGGGGGACAACAUUUAGUCAUUUAGUUGACAAAAUACACACAUCCCUAGUACAGAUACUUGUUUUUACCUAACUGCAACUCCAACAAGUGGUUAAACCAAGCAGUCGUUGCACUGCUGUGGUCUUAUUGGUUGAAGGACUUCCUGGUUAUGAUUACUGAAUUGAUGACCUGAAGGCAAUGGCUAAAUUUCCUGAUGAAAUGGAAUCAUAAAUUCUCACCCUAAUGAUGAUUCUUAUCAUAUACUGUAUAUAUUGGACAUGUUGUAGUCAUACUACAGUCAUUUUGUAUACAGAGAAUCAAGAGAGACGUGACUGUACAUGUUGUAGCCGAGGCCUGAGUUCUAAAGUGCCUUUAACACUAUGAGCUCUUUGAUUCAGUCAAAACACCACAGAGGAAACCUUUCACAAUGUGUUAUUAAAUUCUUGGUAAUCUGUUUUGUGGUUGAAUGUGAUGGUAGAGCCCGUAAAAGCAGUUUGGUCAAAUUGUAAGGAAUUUAUAAGUACUGUUUAUUUUGUAUUUUCACCAAGUAGUAUUGUUGCACCAGGAAGACGAGGGUUGAACUAUAUUUGAAUGUGGUAGCAACUCUUCAGUGACGUAUAACGAACAUUACAGCUCAUGCCAUGUGAGCACAGAUGUGUCAUGUCUGGGUUGUACAAAUUAUUCAUUUUGACACCGGCAAAUCAGGAUGUUUUGUUUUUACUCUGUGACAGUAUGAAGCCUUUAAAAGGUGUAAAAUCUAUUUAUUUUUGCCAGAACUGUGAUUGAUUUUUGCUAAAUACGUUUGUGAUUUUAUUCCAAUAAAUGCUGUGCAUUUUGACAUUUUAAGAA